Dacryopinax primogenitus is the source of this 1485-nucleotide messenger RNA. RefSeq lists its product as uncharacterized. The record is from RefSeq and is a predicted model, not a curated record. Gene Ontology annotation, molecular function: ATP binding. The transcript has 2 exons. Bases 1 to 1485 code for a protein of 494 amino acids. Lineage: Eukaryota; Fungi; Basidiomycota; Dacrymycetes; Dacrymycetales; Dacrymycetaceae.
AUGAGUACACGCACGUGCCACUCACACUUCGUCCUCAAUGUAUCCUGGGACAGCCUGGACGACAUUGUCCGAAGAUGGAGCGAUCCUCCCAUCCUGAAUGGAGCCAGACCGACGACGUCACGCGAACAGAUCGGCGAAGGGACCUUCGGCGCGGUGUUCAAGUACACUGUCCGUGUUGGCACAUGGGAGCGGGUUGCGGCAGUGAAGCUACUCAACAGCGUCACCGGCGUGGAAUGCAAGACAGAAUCAGAGGUUGCCACGAUGUGUAUGAUCAAAGAGCGAACCUGCAUCCCCAUCCCUGAGGUGUAUCUGUGGUGUUCGUCGACGACGAACAAGGUUGGCGCUCCAUGGAUUCUCAUGGAAUAUAUCCCUGGCGACCGUCUCGACGGCACAUUCAAGACAAUGUCUCGCGAGACUCAGUUCGAUGUCCUAACACAAGUCGCUACAAUACAAGCACAGUUGUUUCGCCUUCACUCAAGAUACAUUGGGUCGAUCUAUCCCUCUCUCGACGAACCUUCUCGCGCUCUUGCUUGCCUCUAUCACGAGGACGGUAUUACUCCUCGGUCAAUUGACGCCAAAUAUCGACAAUACCCCCGCUGGGCUGACCAGGCAUACGUCGUCGGGCCGCUUCACGACCUCAACUUUUUGGACCAUCCUGGCUCCCCACCCCGCGGACCCUAUGAUUCGGACAAGGCAUAUCUCGCGGCCCUUGUGGACCACCAGGACGACGACGUACCUGGCGGCCAGCUGUGGAAAGUGGUACUCGAUGCCUUCGCCAGCAUUCGGCCAACUCACGCCGGCUCGAACAAUCACACGUUUGUCUUCGCUCAUGGCGAUCUAUAUGGCCGGAACAUGAUCUUACAACCAAGCGGAAAGAUCGUCGUCGUCGACUGGGAGUGGGCGGCCUUUGUCCCUUGGUGGUUGGCAGCGACAAUUGCCGACUUGCCCGUGAGUACUCGGGAUACAGACACCCAAGAGCCGAUCACACCAGAUAAGGCACCAACGGCCCCCAAUCCCGAUGCAUCCAUACUUCAAAAGCAGGAACCGCGCCAAGUCCCACUUGCUUGGGAGGAGACGACGAUAGAAGAGAGAUUGGAAUGCCUGGCCGCAAAGUUGGACGACCACGGAAGUUGCCGUGUGGAUCCGGGAGAGGAAGAUCAACAACGCUUUAUCGCGCACAUUGACCAGAAGUGGCCAGGCGGGUAUUCGGCUGACACCCCCGCGGACGCCAUCCUCCGUGCACACUACCAUCUGGCUCUCUUCAAACUCGAUUCAUCCUACAUGGAGGCGUUCUGGUCUGGCGCAGAGCAAAGAGCGAUUCGCGCGGUCGUAGGAAUGGCACCAGGCAAUAUGUUGGAUUGGUUACGUCGUGUGGUCAGAUGGUCUGCCAAACUCACACGAGACGGUCUGACCGGACAAUACUGGCUAGUACGGCCCACCCCUGCAAUGAGGGAAUUCGACUGGGUUAGAUGGGCUCGAAAGUAG